This is a messenger RNA of Talaromyces rugulosus, 4281 nucleotides long. RefSeq lists its product as uncharacterized. Gene Ontology annotation, biological process: glycoprotein catabolic process; carbohydrate metabolic process. Gene Ontology annotation, molecular function: beta-mannosidase activity. The transcript is spliced from 6 exons. The record is from RefSeq and is a predicted model, not a curated record. The coding region runs from base 1 to 4281 and encodes 1426 amino acids. NCBI's taxonomy places the organism in Eukaryota, Fungi, Ascomycota, Eurotiomycetes, Eurotiales, Trichocomaceae.
AUGAAUGGGUUUGCAGGGGAAAAUAACUCAUAUGACCUCAUAAUCCUCGGUGCGACGCCAGGGGGCAUAGCCGCUGGUAUCUCGGCGGCCAGAUUGGGAAAGAAGUCUUUGAUACUGGAACGCACCCGAUUUAUAGGUGGUUUGCCUGCCAAUGGCUUGGGAGCUACCGAUAUAGCUACUCGUGGAGCGACAGGAGGUAUUUUUCUCGAAUUUGUCCAGCGCAUUAAGCAGAAAUACGUGGAUAAAUUUGGCUCCGAGUCCAAAGAAGUUGAAGACUGUAGCGAUGGGUAUCGGUUUGAGCCCAGCGUCGCCGAACUGGUCUUCACCGAAAUGCUGGAAGGCUACAAGGCCAGCAUCGAUGUCUUGAGGGAGCGUCAGUUUGAUUUCCAGCCGUGGGAUCUGAGGAUGGCGGAAGAUGGGACAAAGAUACAAGCCAUCCAUGUGACCAAUCUCGAGUCUGGUGUCCGCGAGACAUAUCGUGCAUUGUUUUUCGUGGAUGCUACGUACGAAGGUGAUCUCAUUGCGGCUGCUGGUGUUCCUUUCUAUAUUGGCCGUGAAAGUCGAAGCCAAUACGGCGAGCUCGGCGCCGGAAAGGUUUACAAGCUCUGGCGUGGGCCUGAGUGUGUCGGCACCGAUUACACUGGGGACAACGCGGUACAAGCUUAUAACUAUCGACUCUGUCUUACCGACAACCCUGACAACCGAGUCCCCAUUCAAAAACCAGCCCACUACAACCGAGAUGAAUACGUUUCUCUUAUCCCAGACGUUAAAACCGGUGCUCAUACCGGUAUGGACAGUCUUCAAAUUUCGCAAAAGCAACUGGAAGAAAACGCGAGGAGAGCAGAAAAGAAUCUGCCCCCAGAGCCUGAUUACAUUCCAGGAAUUCAACGCCUGUCAAGUAUUUGCAAAUUACCACUCGAUAAGUGGGAUGGAAAUAAUAUGCAUUUUGCAUUUAUCUCGACGGAUUUGCCAGAAGAGAACUGGCCAUACCCGACAGCGAGCUGGGAAUGGCGCGAUAAGUUCGCUAUACGGUUACGCGAGUACACCGAGGGACUUUUCUACUUUGCCCAGAACGACCCGGAGCUUCCUCUUUAUUUCAGAGAGAAGUGCAACGAGUGGGGUUGGGCAAAGGACGAAUAUGUCGAGAACGGUCAUUUUCCAAGGCAAAUUUACGUUAGAGAAGGCAGAAGAAUGAAAGGAAAGUACCUUUUCACAGCACACGAUUCUCUGCCAACAACAUACAAUGGGCGUCCUCCUGUUCACCAUGACAGUAUAACGGCGAGUCACUACCAAUUAGACUCUCAUGCAGUACGCAAACGAGAAGCCGGCAGGAUUCAUCUGGACGGAUUUCUGGGAUAUCCUUGUGCUCCAUACACAGUGCCCUAUCGAGUAAUGGUACCAGACUCGCCGGUUGGGAAUCUCAUAGCACCUGUUCCUGUGUCUGCGACGCAUAUUGGAUUUUCGACAUUGAGGAUGGAGCCGUGUUGGAUGGCGCUAGGACAGGCUGCGGGUGUUGCAGCGUCCCUGUGUAUCGAUCAAAGAGCAGUUGCAAAGGAUGUUUCUAUCGAAAAAUUACAAGAUACACUACUAACCGACGGAGCCGUAUUGGUUUACCAGGCAGGAUUAUUGGAGAGCUGGAAAGAAGGCAAUCGACAUGAAUUUUCCCAGGCACAGAAAAAAGAGUUGCAGAUGAAUGGGAUUAACGUGAGAGCUUUUGGUCGACUAAACCCGAUGUUGCGCCGUACAAUCUUGACCGACUUUCAAUGGUCGGAUGAAGAGGGAAGGCUGAGCGGCGAGACAAAAAUUCCUACAAACAUUCACUUGGAUCUUUUAGCGGGAAACCAUAUUCCCGACCCUUUCAUUGGCACAAAUGAAAAGGAUGUUCAAUGGGUUGACUCAAAAAAUUGGGUAUAUACCACCCACUUUACUGCUAGUCCUGAAGCCGCAGGAUAUCAGUCAGCUCUUGUGUUCGAAGGACUGGAUACUUUCGCCAAAGUGGAGUUAAAUGGUGUGCAGAUAUGCGAGUCCGAUAACAUGUUCGUGCCUCAUCAUGUCGAACUGGCACCUGGCUUACUGAAGAAUGAAAACAUCCUCAAAAUCACUUUCCAGUCGGCAAUGAAGGUAGCAAACUCGAUAUACAAAGAGAAAGGUCACCUUGUAUGCUGGAACGGCCAGUACGAGCGAGUAUAUGCACGAAAAGCACAGUACCAUUUUGGUUGGGAUUGGGGACCCUCACUUGUCACAGCAGGUCCCUGGAAGCCAAUUUAUCUAGAAACCUAUCAAUCUCGACUUGACAAUGUUAGAGUCGAGGCGCGGUUGUCUGAUGAUCUCAAAGAUGGGACAUUGUUUGUGAGCUGUGAUAUUCGUCACGACUCUGAUAGGUAUACACUGGAGAGUACAAUUGUCGAUCCCAAGGGGUUGACACUAACCUCGAGAAAUAUUGAAAAGGGACAAGGCGCACUUAUUCCUAUCCCUGAUGUACAAGUUUGGUAUCCCUUUACCCAUGGCAAACAACCUCUAUACGAAGUGAGAACAGUCCUUCGCAACAGUGAUGACAACACCGUCCUCCACACGGUGUCUCAUACUGUGGGCUUCCGUCGAGUUGAAUUGGUCCAGUCACCACUGAAAGAGGGAUCGACAUUUUAUUUUAAAAUCAAUGAAAUUCCCAUAUUCAUGGGUGGCAGUAACUGGAUCCCUGGUGACAAUUUUCUCACCAGAAUGACCCCAGAUCGAUAUGCUAGGUGGAUAGAUUUAGCUGUGCGUGGCAACCAGAAUAUGAUCCGGGUUUGGGGUGGAGGAAUAUACGAAGAUGACGCAUUUUUUGAUGAAUGUGACCGUCGUGGGUUGCUUGUCUGGCAAGACUUUGCUUUUGCGUGUGGGCAGUAUCCAUCCGAUGAAAAUUUUGUCGACAGUGUUAAAAAGGAAGCCGUGGCAGCGGUGCGGCGUCUACGAAACCAUCCAUCGUUAUGUAUAUUCGCAGGUAAUAACGAGGAUUAUCAAGUUGCCAAUGAAGGAUUGAAACACGACAUGAAAACCCCUGAGUCCGAAUGGAAAAACACUACUUUUGGUGCUCGGUAUACCUACGAGGCAAUUCUCCCUGACAUUGUUCGUCAGCACGCACCGUGGAUCACCUACUGGCCGGGAUCUCCCUUCGGCGGUGAAGACAACAACAGUGACCGAACUAUUGGAGACGUGCAUAUCUGGAAUGUUUCUAGCGGGAUGUUGGUUCCUUACCAGCGGUACCCCGACCUUUGUGCGCGGUUUAUUUCAGAGUUUGGAAUGCUCUCUUGUCCUCAUUUAGAGACUGUGAAACAGGCCUUCUUUGAUCCUGCCGAUACAGAUACCCAUCCUCAAUCCCUUGCUUUUGAGCAUCAUUGUAAAGCGUCUAGUUAUGAAAAGAGGAUGUUUACCUGCAUGGGAGAAAAUUUUCGGCUAUCGUUUGAUUUACAGAGAUAUAUUUAUUUGUCGCAAUUGACGCAGAGUGAAGCAAUGGGUUACGCUUUUCGGGGAUGGAGGAGGCAGUUCCAAGGGAGACUUUGUGGAGGGGCCUUAGUAUGGCAGAUGAAUGAUUCCUGGCCUGUAUCUAGCUGGGCCAUCGUCGACUACUACGAGCGCCCAAAGCCAGCAUACUACGUGAUCAUGAGAGCCCUGAAACCUCUUGCUAUUGGUGUUAUUCGGCGACCUAAAAUCGAAGUUCGGCCCAAUUUCCAGCAUUUAGCUCUCAUCAAUGGAAAGAUGAAAGCUGACGCUGCAGGGGUUAUUGCGCAUGCUACGCCUCACAUCUACCCUCCCAAAGAAUCCACCUUUUCUGUCUGGAUUGCCAAUUCUGGAGUGGAGGUAGUAAGAGGGACUGUGGAGCUGAGAUAUAUCUCUAUUGUGACAGGACUGGACGUGUGUUUGGCAAAGACAUGGUCAGUUGAUAUUCUAGCCCUAGGGACGACCGAAAUUGUUGCAGACAAAGAGACCCCAGAGGAUGAGCCGGUAGUUUUGGCUGUUAGACUUUUUGACGAGUCUGGAAAGUGUGUUAUCUCGAGAGAAAGCGACUGGCCACAACCAUUUAAACAUUACACAUUUCCCGACAGGGGUCUGACAGUCAGGGUUGUUGGGGAGACGGUUCAUAUCUCGGCAAAGAAACCCGUCAAGGGACUGGUGUUGUUGAAUGACGGUGUGACAUGGUCAGAUAACUGUCUCGACAUUAUUCCGGGCGACCUUCAGAUUGUUGAAGCAAAGGGACUCAAUAGGGAUGUGGAAUGUAUUUACUAUGGACAAGAGGAUUCAUAA